CCUUUGACUCGCCAACAUCAACUUGCUUUGUGAUCCGGUCCAGCUGGAUUAAAUUAAUUGAUUAAUUCGCACAAGAUGCAUCGAUUUCAUUUCAAGAGAAUGGGACUAUCCGCCGCUGGAUUAUUCCUCACUUCUGCCGUUUUCCUUUACUGGAAUGAAAUGAACAACCAGCAGCUUAUAUUCAAUCAACCCAAACCAUUAAGUCAACAAUCUGAAGAGGUCACUGGAAAAAUAGCCGCAAAUGUCAAUAUGAAAAUGACAACAAUCAAAAGUACAACAGUGAAACAGCUGGAGACUCUCAAAAUCGUCCUGUACUGGAACACAUUUUUUAAUCAAACGGACAUGACGUUCGGAUUCGGCCGGCAGCCGUUCAUCGACGCCGGAUGUGAAAUCAGCAACUGCAUCGCCACCAACGACCGCAGUUUAUUCAAUCGCAGCGACGGGGUCAUCAUUCACGCCGGCGAUUAUUUAGAACACGACCUGCCGGCUUAUCGAUUACCGCAUCAGCGGUUCAUUUUCAACAACUACGAAACACUUCCGGGCGGCAAUGGGCUUCCGUGUUUUUCACGUCCGCAUUUCUACAACUGGACGAUGACUCACAGGCGGGACUCGGAUGUUUAUGUCAACAGGCACUACGGUGCCCUCAGACGGCGCAAAGAUAAGGAAAUUGUCAACCAACUUCCACCCAAAUUAACGGCCGGACAACGUCCACCAAAACCGGAAGAUUUGUUCACUCGAAAAUAUCCGGAAUUGGCCAAAAGGACAAAGUUGGUGGCCUGGUUCAAUUCGCAUUGCCCAACUCACAGCCAACGGGAAGAUUACGUCAAGAAAUUGGCCGAAUUUAUUCCGGUGGAUAUUUACGGCAAAUGCGGAUCGCUCGAAUGUUUGCCACGAAACGAUCCUCGUUGCGAUACAAAAGUCCUGGUGAAUUAUCGAUUUUAUUUGGCGGCUGAGAAUUCCCUGUGCCCCGAUUACGUCACGGAAAAGUUUUAUCGGGCGCUGAUGAACGACAUCGUCCCCGUCGUUUUCGGCGGAGCCGAUUACGCCCAAUACGCCCCGCCCAAUUCUUACGUCAACAUUGCCGAUUUCAAAUCGCCAAAGCAACUGGCCGAGUACCUGCUCCUCCUGGCCAACAACGACGCCCUGUACAGCAAAUAUUUCGACUGGAAAAAAGAUUACGAAGUGAUCAAUCGACCACUGGACGGCUGGUGCGAUUUGUGCGCUAAAUUAAACGACGAGUCCCUACCCAGAAAGAGUUACAGCAACAUCGGCAUGUGGUGGUACGAUCUAGUCCCUUGUUAUGCGGGUACAACGUAUUUAAACUCGAUUCAAUCUUUUUCAACCGUGUAAAAGUCUUUUAUAUACGCUGAUAUUACCGACGAGUUCUCUUGCCAAA
Molecule: messenger RNA, 1396 nt
Organism: Daphnia pulex (common water flea)
Lineage: Eukaryota; Metazoa; Arthropoda; Branchiopoda; Diplostraca; Daphniidae
Product: alpha-(1,3)-fucosyltransferase C-like
Exons: 2
Coding region: 76-1350 (424 amino acids)
Cellular component (GO): membrane
Molecular function (GO): alpha-(1->3)-fucosyltransferase activity
Source: RefSeq, a predicted model, not a curated record